This is a messenger RNA of Anneissia japonica, 1180 nucleotides long. RefSeq names its product protein PRY2-like. The annotation marks the transcript as partial. The record is from RefSeq and is a predicted model, not a curated record. Lineage: Eukaryota; Metazoa; Echinodermata; Crinoidea; Comatulida; Comatulidae. The transcript has 5 exons.
UUCAACAACAGAUUGGACGAAUUCGACAACGGACUGGUUAAGAACGCAUAAAUUAACGGAUUGGAUAACAACUGUUGCUGUUUCUGUUGUUGCUGGUGCUGUUGCUGGUGCUGUUGCUGUUGCUGCUACUGCUGCUGGUGAUGUUGAUGUUUCUGGUGCUGUUGCUUUUGUUGUUGCUGUAACAACAAUAUCCCACAGUGGAAUGGGAUUGGAAAAGAAUAUUUACUUUGAUAUUCACGUCUGUUUAGAGACACGAACUACGACACAGCCUGUUACUACACAGAUUACAACUCCAGUUGACACUACGACACCGAAAGUUACUACGCAGGCUGGAACUCCAAAUAAUACUACGACACAGCCUAGUACUACGAGUACACAGCCUAAAACUACAACAGUUAUAACAACACAGGAAACACCAUCUGAGCCUACGAACAUAAUCUGUACAACAGCAAUCUGCACAUGUACAUUUCCUCAGCAGACGGACCCAUAUGUUAUCUGGGAAUCCGCAUCUUUAGGAGAUUCUGAUUUUUCGGUUUUUAAGGCAAAUAAUAUUACAGGAGACCAUUCCAGCCACACACUGGAGAUGAAGUAUGUGCCGUUGGAAUCACAAGUCAGUAUAUAUUUAUAUAUUCUUUACUCAUUAUUUUAUGCGUAUUCAUAUCAUCAGGAUUAAUGAUAUUGUUGGUAUUAUUAAUUAGUGGUCUGAUGUUCGAGUUUCUUACGGUUAAUAUUGGUCAAAGUUACAGGUUCAAACAGCUUUUGAUAAACAGCAAUAAUAUGUGUAUAUCAGACAACAACUUUAUAUAUAUAUAUACAUAUAUAUAUGUAUAUACAUAUAUAUAUAUGUAUAUAUAUGUAUAUAUGUGUAUAUACCUGUAUAUGUAUAUAUUUGUAUAUUGUUUUGCUCAGACUUUUUGGAUUGUACGUGAUAUAUUAUUAACUUAAGUGAAUUACAUAACUACAUAGCUUUUCUGCGAUGAUAUUCGUUUGCUAUAAAAUAUUUUGCCUAAAUUAAAACCAGAUGUUGGAUAUAUUCAUCCAACAUUUGUUUUCCAUUUUACAGAACAACCACAAAUUAAGCUCUCUUCGCUCACGACCCCGCCCUUUUCUUCUCACCAUUGAAUCCGUACCGGGGACCCCAACUGUGCAAUAGUCAUGAUGAACUCUGGAUCCGCGCCUG